GAGUCUACUACAAAAAGGAUUGGCCAUAUUUUAUCAAUAGUUCAAAAGAAUGGCAGUCUCAAUAUUAAUAUUCAACGUAUUUUAACAUUUGAAAAGUUGCCAAGAAAACUUCAAAGUAAUAGUCGCAGAGAAAGAUCAAGAAGAGGUGAAGUAUGGAUGCUAGAUAGAGAAAUAGAUAAUGCGAUUAUAAUUACUAAAUUACAAGCAAUCAUUAAACAUAUUAAAGUUACAAUUUUGUAUGAUAAUAAUAUAAUGGAAGAUAUUUUAAUUGUUAUCCGUGAGAUUUUAUAUAAACAUAAUAAUAAAUGGAAGUUAAGAAAUAUCACUUAUUCUUACAAACAUCCUUCAGAGAAUGACAUAAAUGAAGUUUAUUCACUAGAUAAAUAUAUUAAAAUUUCAUUAAAAAAACAAAUCCUACGGAGAAAUAUUAAAGAGUCAAUACUAUCAGAUUUUAAGGAACAAAUUGAAUUAUUACUUUAUAAUUCAAGAUAUUUAUCUGUGGAUUUAAGUAGAGCGCCAUCAUUUUUUAAAUAUGCAAGUUUCUUUAUCGAAAAAAAUAAUAAUCCUAUUCAAUGCUGUUUAUAUGUUGGAGACUUUAUCUCUAUUAAUUUUAAUGAAGAUGAAAUUUUUUCAAUUGUACAUGCAAUAUUUGGAUAUAAAAAGAAUGGAUAUUACUUUGCCUUUAUCAUCAUUGAUUUGUUUAAAUACACAAAACAAAUAAAGCUAGAAUGUCCAGUCUACAAAUUACGAACAAAUAAUUUGCGAAGAAUAUUUUCUGUUAGCAUGGUUAAUAUAACUAAAGCGGUACAUUUUGUUCAUAAUCAUAAAGAUGAUCAAUGUGUUGGAAGAAAUCAUUACUUUGCAAAUGAUUU
Molecule: messenger RNA, 872 nt
Organism: Dentiscutata erythropus
Lineage: Eukaryota; Fungi; Glomeromycota; Glomeromycetes; Diversisporales; Gigasporaceae
Source: the annotation of a GenBank genome assembly